Carcharodon carcharias (great white shark) is the source of this 1326-nucleotide messenger RNA. Its product is annotated as POU domain, class 5, transcription factor 3-like. Bases 1 to 1326 code for a protein of 441 amino acids. The record is from RefSeq and is a predicted model, not a curated record. NCBI's taxonomy places the organism in Eukaryota, Metazoa, Chordata, Chondrichthyes, Lamniformes, Lamnidae. Gene Ontology annotation, biological process: regulation of transcription by RNA polymerase II. Gene Ontology annotation, molecular function: RNA polymerase II cis-regulatory region sequence-specific DNA binding; DNA-binding transcription factor activity, RNA polymerase II-specific. The transcript is spliced from 5 exons.
AUGUCUGGUCGGCCAAUUAGCCCUGGUCAAGGAACUAGUGUGACCCGGUCAAUCCAUUCCCCAGAAAGACAUCCUCUGUUGCCAUUUGGGAAUGGGGUUGUCCAAGAUGUGAGCCCCCAGUUUUAUAAACCUGGUUACAAUGGUAUCUCAACUCAGUAUCUCUUCCCUUUCCCACCCCUGAAAGGAGAAUAUGGCCAUUCUGAAGUUCAGUUAGGAGACUGUGCAGCCAUGCCCCACUCUGGCUACUGGUAUCCAUUCACUGCUACUGACUCAGUCGCAGCCCAUGGAAGCGGACACAACAGUGGGCAUCCUUCCCAACUGUCUGCUACUGGAGGCUUACUCAGACCAGAGAUCAAAACGGAGAAGGAAUCUAAAGGCUACCCCGAGGACGGGAGGUACAGCUCGCCCACUGCCCCAGCCCCUUCUUAUAACCACCGAUGGAGCACCACCUUUUGGCAGCCAGCCCUCGCCGCUUCAACCACCUCGACCUCCAGCUCUUCCUCCUCUGCCCCGCUUCCCAGCCAGACCUACCCUGCAUUCGGGACCUUCCCUUCAUCCCCACAGAUGUACCCCAGCCCCUCACAGCAAAGCGACAGCAGCCAACCCGCCCAGUCCAAUACGGGCUCUACCGGGACAACCAGCGAGGAAGGACAGUCCAGCGACAGCGAGGAGGAGUACCCCACCAAAGAGAAAAUGGAACAAUUUGCCAAAGAACUGAAACACAAAAGGAUUACACUUGGUUUCACACAGGCUGAUGUUGGACUAGCUUUGGGCAAUCUCUACGGGAAGAUGUUCAGCCAGACCACAAUCUGCAGGUUUGAAGCACUACAGCUGAGUUUCAAAAACAUGUGCAAACUGAAACCAAUACUUCAGCGCUGGCUGAAUGAUGCAGAGAACAAUGGCAGCCUGCAUGAGAUUUGUAACAUGGAGCAGGUUCUGGAUCAGUCCAGGAAACGGAAGAGGAGAACCAGCAUUGAGAAUGGUGUGAAGAGAAACUUGGAGACCUACUUCAUGAAAUGUCCCAAGCCCACCAGUGAAGAAAUCUCCCAGAUUGCUGACGACCUCCGAUUAGACAAAGAGGUGAUCAGAGUUUGGUUUUGCAAUAGAAGACAAAAGGGGAAAAGGAUGACCCUCCCUUGUAUGGAAGAGAAUGAUGUACAAAUCCAUGAAGGGAGCCCACUUCACAUGUCUCCCAGUGCUCUGAUGCUGCCUGACCCCAUAGUAACCCAAGGAUACAGUGCAGCUAUGGUGCCACCUCCUAUGUACAUGUCUCCCUUCCCUCAAGCUCUGCACCCUUCUGUCUCCAUGGGCAAUCACACCAGUUAG